Alternaria alternata is the source of this 557-nucleotide messenger RNA. RefSeq lists its product as hypothetical. The transcript has a single exon. NCBI's taxonomy places the organism in Eukaryota, Fungi, Ascomycota, Dothideomycetes, Pleosporales, Pleosporaceae. The record is from RefSeq and is a predicted model, not a curated record. The annotation marks the transcript as partial.
CUAUUGUUGAGUAACGAACUGUUUACUCAUACCUCGUACGCGUUUCGUCCUUCGGCCUUUUCGGUUUAUUCUAUCGUCAAGGCGCACAGCAGCGUCGAUCUUCUCCGAUUGUCCCGGGAACUGCGCGACCAGAUCUACGCCUAUGCGCUCCAUCAGGGGGGCUGUCUUUAUUUCCACCGCAAAGGUGACUACAAAGCAUACUUCAGUACAAGUUCGCGUCAACCGCAGGAAAUCGUUGAGCUCCAGUACAUGUGUUGGCAGCUUCGCUCGGAGGCUCUCGGACUGGAAUGGCAGCUUAACGGCUUCACCUUCCUGUCUCAUGAAGACCGGUGCGGCCAAUUUGUCGACAAAUCAUUAACAGAAUAGCUCAUAGGCUUCUUGGAUAUGUACUGCGAGGCGUGGACACAGCGACUCCGAUGCGUCACUUUGUUGGCGUGAGAUAGCCGUGUGGCGAAAGGGUGUCCGGGCAACCCAAGCUACUUGAGUGAUCUAUGUCUCGUCGCGCACAUCUGUGAGGACUACCCUCGUAUGACAGUGCGAUAGCAGGUCGAUCUUGG